AAAAGGAAAAAGAAAAAGAGAAAACAAAACUAUAUAACCCAACUCCCGCGAAUUUUCUUUGAGCUCGUGCGAAACAAAACGCAAAUCACAUACUCCCUGCUCUCCUUCUCUCUUCUCUCUCUCAUCGUGUAUAUUUCUCGUCCUCUGUGACACGCAUUCAUGGAUUCCCCUUCUCGCUCCUCCGUCAUCAUUGUUGGAGCCGGUAUCUCUGGUAUCUCCGCAUCGAAGGUUCUGGCCGAGAAAGGCGUCGACGACAUCAUCAUACUCGAGGCCUCUGACAGAAUCGGUGGUAGGAUCCGCAAAGAGCAAUUCGGCGGCGUGUCGGUGGAGCUCGGCGCAGGCUGGAUUGCCGGCGUCGGCGGCCGCGAGUCCAAUCCUGUUUGGGAACUCGCCACCGAAGCCGGUCUACGAACCUGCCUCUCCGAUUACAGCAAUGCUCGCUACAACAUCUACGAUCGCAGCGGCAAGAUCUUCCCGAGUGGAUUUCGUAACGUGUUGUGUGCUAUGACCAAAUGUUAUAAUCAGUCCUUCAGUUAUUAUUAUUAUAUUAUUUUAAUUUUAAAUUUUUUUUUCGGGUGUAUGUUUAGGACGCCGAAGACGCCAAUAGAAUUGGCUAUUGAUUUUAUCCUCCAUGAUUUUGAAAUGGCAGAAGUGGAACCAAUUUCCACCUACGUAGACUUUGGUGAAAGAGAAUUUCUAGUUGCAGAUCAAAGAGGGUACGAUUGCUUGCUCUAUAAAAUGGCUGAAAGUUUUCUCUUCACUUCUGAGGGCAGAAUCUUAGACGGUCGUCUUCAAUUAAAUAAGGUUGUCAGGGAACUGCAGCAUUCGAGAACUGGCAUUAGGGUGAUAACAGAAGAUGGUUGCGUUUACGAAGCUAAUUACGUUAUUCUGUCCGUUAGCAUUGGCGUUCUCCAAAGUGAUCUAAUUUCCUUUAAUCCACCUUUACCUAGGUGGAAAAUGGAAGCCAUAGAGAAAUGUGAUGUGAUGGUGUACACCAAAAUCUUUCUCAAGUUCCCGUAUAAGUUCUGGCCAAGUGGACCCGAAAAGGAAUUCUUCAUAUAUGCUCACGAGCGACGAGGCUACUACACAUUUUGGCAGCACAUGGAGAACGCAUAUCCCGGUUCCAACAUCUUAGUAGUGACGUUGACAAACGAGGAAUCGAAACGCGUAGAAGCUCAGUCUGAUGAAGAGACUUUGAUAGAAGCCAUGGCUGUUAUCAGGGAUAUGUUUGGUCCCAACAUACCUGAUGCCAUUGAUAUACUUGUUCCCCGCUGGUGGAAUAACAGGUUUCAGCGUGGCAGCUACAGCAACUAUCCCAUUAUCUCAAAUCUUAACGUCUUUCACAAUAUAAAGGCCCCAGUUGGUCGCGUUUUCUUCACAGGAGAGCACACAAGUGAAAGAUUUAAUGGCUACGUACAUGGUGGUUACCUUGCAGGUAUUGAUACCGGCAAAGCAUUACUUGAAGAAAUGUGGAAGGAAAAGGAAAGAAAAAAGGAGAACCAAUCCCUAUUGUUAGAGCCUUUGUUAGCAUUGACAGGGUCAUUAUCAUUGUCUCAACCAGACACAGUGUCGAAUAUCCACAAAUGCGAUAUUCCUACGCAGUUAUAUCUCAAUGGCAACCUUGGGAUCCCAGAGGCCAUAUGCAGCCCCAGAGGCCAUAUUAUGACUGCAUAGAGUUGUUGAGAAUCACAAUGUAGAAUAAGACGACGACGAAAGAAGCAUAACUAAUAAGAUUCAUCAUGGCCUGGUGGGUAUUGAUUCAAAUUCGGAGUCCCGUUCAAGCCCUUGGUGCCAUGGGGUAGUCUAGAUUAACAGAGUCUUCUAUAAGCAGAAAAAGGAGUGAAGAAAGAGGAGAAGAAGUAGCAAAAGUAAACGUAAAAUGAGAUUUAACAAAAAAAAAAAAAUAGGAACAAUGUUGGUGGGCUAAAAUUAGAUUAACAAAACAGGGUGCGCUAAUCUCUCACUAUAUAGAUUAGUUCAUAUGAUAUCACUGCUAAGGGAGCAUACUAGGGUAUAUUUUUUGAGGAAUGUUAGAGAGCCAUCAAAAUUUAUCGAUUUUGGCUAUUAAUUAACCAUCAAUGGUUAAAAGUAUGAGAUAAAGUAUGUUAGAUUGUUAGACUAAAGAAAUUAAGUUGAUGGUCAAAACAGUAAAUUCUUAUGACUCUCUAACAUUUCUCAUAUUUUUUAAGGGAAUUAAUUGGUUUAGUUAUUCUUGUGAUUAUUUUCUUCUUUUAUGGCCAGAAGUAAAAAAUAUGUUGUAAGAAUGCUGGCUUAGAUGUUGUAUCCACUUAUCGAUUUUUAGCUGAUAAUUAAUUGAUGUUAUUCAAA
Messenger RNA from Arachis ipaensis, 2328 nucleotides. Lineage: Eukaryota; Viridiplantae; Streptophyta; Magnoliopsida; Fabales; Fabaceae. The record is from RefSeq and is a predicted model, not a curated record.